Molecule: messenger RNA, 304 nt
Organism: Staurois parvus
Lineage: Eukaryota; Metazoa; Chordata; Amphibia; Anura; Ranidae
Source: the annotation of a GenBank genome assembly
AUAGGCUUUUUUGAGUUUGGGCAAGGACACAGGGGCCUUGUACUCACUUUUGUUGCCAGCGGUUCAGACAUUAAUGGCUGUGUGAACCUAGCCUCAAGUAUGCUUUUUAUACUCACUGUGGAAACUAAGGGGUUAUUCCUCUGCAUUGUGUAAAAAGGCUAUUUGAUCCUGUCUUCUCUGAUCCUCCACUUCUUCUACUGUCCCCAGUCCAUCUGCUGAUUGUACAGAGCUCUAGGGGACACUCUGCACAUGCUCAGUUUGGUGUGUAUUGCUAGAGAGGUUUUUUUUCCUUUGAAAGGGUGCA